Messenger RNA from Protobothrops mucrosquamatus (brown spotted pit viper), 1611 nucleotides. RefSeq names its product YOD1 deubiquitinase (gene YOD1). The transcript has 3 exons. NCBI's taxonomy places the organism in Eukaryota, Metazoa, Chordata, Lepidosauria, Squamata, Viperidae. Gene Ontology annotation, biological process: endoplasmic reticulum unfolded protein response; protein deubiquitination. Gene Ontology annotation, molecular function: cysteine-type deubiquitinase activity; protein binding. Bases 51 to 1070 code for a protein of 339 amino acids. Gene Ontology annotation, cellular component: cytosol; nucleus. The record is from RefSeq and is a predicted model, not a curated record.
AUUCUUCGGAGAAGCGGCUAUGCCAAGCGGCGUGAAGGCCAAGCAGAACAAUGCCGGAUACGCCAAGACAAGUGACGCAAAGGAACUCAGAAAAGAGGGAAAGAAUUCUAGGUCAAUGGGAACCGGCUUCAUACCUGUAUUCGAGGCUGCAUGAAGGCAAAUGGCAAAUGUAUUACCAAGGAAAACGCUAUACGGGAGAAGCCAAUUCCCCACCCCUCGCACAGGCUUUAAGAACACAGGCCGUGAUUGCUGCCCUCACCGGUGUCCCCAUCCAGGCCCAGCGCCUGCUGCUCGGCUUUCCCCCCUCGUGCCUCGACCUCAGUGAUGGAGAGCAACGCCUCGGAGAGCUGGGCAUUCAUUCGGGUGAUACUCUAAUAGUUGAAGAAGAUGCAACCAAGCCCAAGAGUGAUUCAUCUAUAGUUACAAAGCGGACUGUUUCUAAUUCAGUUAGAGAAGCUGUACCUGUGCUUGCCCGAAAGGUUGUUCCAGCUGACAACUCGUGUCUUUUUACCAGCAUAUAUUAUGUAGUAGAAGGUGGGGUUUAUGAACCAGGCUGUGCCCCAGAAAUGAGAAAUCUCAUUGCCCAAAUUGUAGCAAGUGACUUGGAAUCCUAUAGUGAGGCAGUCCUAGGAAAAAAUAAUCAGGAAUACUGUGACUGGAUCAGAAGAGAAGAUACAUGGGGAGGUGCAAUUGAGGUUUCUAUUUUGUCUAAAUUCUAUCAGUGUGAAAUUUGUGUAGUUGAUACCCAGACAGUCAGAAUUGAUCGUUUUGGGGAAGAUGCUGGCUAUGCUAAACGGGUGCUUUUAAUUUAUGAUGGUAUUCACUAUGAUCCACUUGAGCGUAAAAUCCCCAACACAGACAUUCCUCCCCAGACAAUUUUUUCCGCAACCGACGAUGUUGUCCUUGCACAGGCUUUGGAAUUAGCAGAUGAAGCCAGAAGAAAAAGACAGUUUACUGAUGUAAAUCGGUUUACAUUGAGAUGUAUGGUUUGUCAGAAAGGAUUAACAGGGCAAAUGGAAGCCAGAGAACAUGCCAAGGAGACGGGACACACCAAUUUUGGAGAAGUGUGAAUUUUCUAUGAGGUUGGUCAUGUUUACUACCUCACUGAUCCAAAACGAGCCAUCAGGUUUUUAAAUAAGCUAUAUGUAAUGUUACAGAUUCACUCAAAGUUUGAAAGCCCUAAAUUUAAUUAUGGCUGAUAUGCACAGGGUUGCAGUUGAUAGUGUAAAAUGUUUACAAGAGUGCAUACAGUGAUGUCAUAUUUUCCAAGGAUCUUGGAGUAUUCUUUUGCACAACUAAGAACUAGAGAUAGCAACUGAUACCAACAGGUGUAUCAACUCUUGAAAAAAAAUCUGAGCAUCUGCUGAAGGAAUUCCUCUAAUACAACUGAAUAUAUGCAUUGCUGUAGCUAGCUAGGCCUGCAUCAAGGACUUUAGAUCACUGAUGAAAUAAAAAUCUCAGCUCCUUACUGGAUUUUUGAUUGUGGAAUCUGUGAAAUAGUUAAGCUGGGUUUCAUUCAUAUCUGGUAAAAAUACCUGCAUCUCAGUUUCGUUCAUGUGAAAUGUGUAUGUUUUUGUAACUUAAAGCAGUAAUUCCAAAGCUAUUUUAUUU